UGUGUGUUUGUGUGUGUGUGCACAUGUGGACUGUACAAGCUGCGUGUGUGUGUGUCUUUGUGUGCUCACGCAUAUGUGGGUCUUGAGUAUGGACUUGUUUGUGUAUUUGUGCAUGCAUGUGGGUUGGCGGGAGGGGGCUGUGUGUGUGUGUGUGUUUUAGUUGGAGUGAAGAAGCGAGAGAAAUGUGCAGGGAAAGAAGAAUGAGAGAAUCGAUCGAGAGUGAGGGUAAGACAGACUGAGACAGGAAUGGAGGGAAAGACUGAGGGGUCAGCUCACUGAAGAAGUGGAGGCGCGGCUGUGGAAGGAAAAGGAAAGGGACACCCGUGAAAGUCUUUGUUACACACACUGAGGAAGAGAGCAUGCCUGAACACAGCUUCAGCCCAGGUGAUCGUAGAGAAGCAGCAGAGAAUAAACGGCCCAUGCUGGACGGGCCUUUCUUCAACACAGACCCCGCUCCUCACAACUGUGGUCCAUCAGUGCAGGCUCAUGACAAAGUCUCCACCGGAUCCAAGACCAGCUCCUGCUCAGCCUCUACCCCAGCUCUAGCUGCUGCCGCUUCCUGCCAAACCCCAACCCCGCUCCCUGCUCCUGCCCCAGCCACGACGACUUCAGCUCAGGCCCCGUCUCUGACCCCUGCGUCCACAGCUCCGGCUGCCCCGACGGCCUCUGCUCCGGCCCCAACAGCCAGCUCAUUCCCCCCCUCCCCUAACUGCCGCAUCCGCGAGGUCCACUGUGGCAGCCAGGUGCGGCUGGUUGUUAUUGCCAUCCGAGACAUUACCAAGGGGGAGGAGAUCACUGUGGACUACAGCCUGACAGAGUGGGGAGAGAACUUGGGUUUCCGUGGUACUGUGUCUCCAGCGCAACACGAGUGUAACUCUGACACAGAGAAUAACAACAAUAUCAAAAAGGAGGAUGAGCCUCUCUCUGUGACAGCCCAGCAGCAGCAGCAGGAGUAUGUCACCCCCUCUUGGUCCCUCUCCCCCUCCUCCUCCCCCAUCUCCCACUCUGACGCCAGUGACUCAGAUGCUGGAGAUGAAGAUAACGCUAGCCCCCGCGGGCGGGCACAACGCCGGCGCAAGAAACGGCGUAGCACUCCAUCAAAGAAAAAGACCCCCCAUCGGACCCCACCUGGACGGCCGCUGCCGGUCCCCCCCACCAGCAUUCCUCAUUACAACCGAGCGCUACCUUCAUCCCACCCUCCAGCACAGUCCUCCCCUCCCUGCUCGUCCUCCCCUCCCUGCUCGUCCUCCUCCUCUUCAGCUAAGCCGGUGUUCAAAGCUCCGGCUCCACUGGGCUCCAACACCAAAGGCAAUGUCAACAUAAAGGUGCCCAAAGGAGGAGUGUCCAUAGACGCCAUGCGCCAAACCUGUGAGCACUGUGGACGCCACUUCCGCUCCCUGGGUCGCCACUUGGAUAAGCACCAUGCCCACCAACCAGAAGUCUGCUCAGCCCUGGUGGAGCGCUACACACAGAUGCCCCGUCUGCAUGCACAGAACACAAACCCUACCACAGUUCACACACCCACUCCACAGCACUCAAAGUCAUCACAAACUGCGGGACAGAGCCACAGUUCAGAUCUUCCACAGAUUGGCAUCCAGGACCUCUCCAUGCCUCCGCCCACUCUCACAGCAGCUGACCAAUCCCCUGCCUCCUCUGGAAAAAACUCCAGCCCACCUGUGCUGACUCCUCCGCGAGGACAGAACGCAAUGCCGGUGUCUGUCCUAAAGAGAAGCCCGCCCCCUGUGGUUGUGACACAGUCCAGGAUGGCAGUAAUGAGGCUAAAGACAGAAAGACAGGAGGAGGAGGGAGAGGACGAGGAGAACGAAGAUGAAGACGAUGUGGAGGUCGUGGAGGUAAAGAUGCCCAAAGAGGAGGAGGAUGUUGAGGUGGUGUGCCCUCAGCAAUUCAGCGGCAGGUUGGCCAAAGAGACGGAGCCACCAAAAGAAGAGGAAGAUGAGGAGGAUGAGGAAGAAGAGGAAGAGGAGGAUGAGAAUGAGAAUGAGAAUGGAGUGAUGGAGGUGGAAGAUGAAAGUGGGACAGAGGAUAAGGAAAAGGACUUGCUGAGUGGUUUGGGGCGUCACCACUUGCUGCCCCUUCUCUCGUCCUUGUCCUCCCUGGUGCUGUACCUCCGUCGGCUGCAGCAUUCUGCCUUCCUGUCCCUGUCUCGGCAACUACAGUCAGCCGAGGCCUGGCGCCUUCUCUGCCACUCCAGCCUGGCUCUCCUCAUCCUGUACAACCGACGACGUGAGUGCGAGGUCUCCAAGCUGUCCAUCAGCGAGUAUCGCGCUCGCAUCACUCCCCAGUGCCCCGUUCCUGUCCCACCUGGUGCCCCUCCAGCACUCACUCCACUGGAGGCCUCCCUGUCCCCCUUUGAGCGCCUGGUGCUUCCUCACCUCCCUAGAGUAGGGGUCCAGGGUAAACGUGGACGAGUCCAGCCCCUCAUCCUCCCCCCUCACUGCGAGCCCUGCCUGGAGCUCCUCCUGCAGACACGGCAGGAUGUGGGAGUUGACCCCACAAACCCGUAUGUCUUCGCCAGGCCAUACCACUCCCCCGCUACACCAUUGCGUGGUACUGAUCUCCUCCGUAGCCUGGCCCGCUCAAGCGGUACCCGCAACCCCCGUGCCCUGACCCAGACCAGGGUUCGCCGGCAGGUAGCUAUACUCACCCAGCUGCUGCUACUGGGAGAAGGAGAGGAGCCCGGGCAGCCUGGAGGCAGUGCUGUGGAGAGGCUAGAGCACUUCCUGGAGAGGGAAUACCAUGUGACACAGAACUGUGCCGGAAUUGGCCAAGACCCAGGCCUGAUGGGCAGAGUGGGCAGAGUGGUGCUUUGUGGAGAGAGAGAUGGAGUGCUGUUCAGAGGAAUGAGCCUGAACCACAUCUGCCUGGAGCUGGAUGUUAUGUCAGGAAACUCUGCAGACUCCUACUCAGAGGGAGAGUCUGAAGGGGAGCAGGUGAAGGAGAAGCCUGAGACGUCCCCCCCUGCUCCCGCUCCGAAUCCAACACCUACCCUGCUGUAUGUCAGGAAGGGCAAGAACAACGGGCGGGUGGGACGACCCAAGAAGCUCAAGAACUCCCAGCAGCCCCCUCCACCUCCUCCAAUUUCACCCACAAACCGCAAGAGAGGCUCGGGUCAGCCCAAAUCAGGAAAGCGAGGCGUCCUGAAGCGUCCCUGGUCAGAGGCGGAGCGUGCAGCAGUCGAGGAGCACUUGACCCAAAACAUCACUGAGCUUCGAGUCCCCGCAAAGGCGGACUGUGAGCGCUGCCUGCAGCAGUGCCCCCUGCUGGUCAGCAACCACCGCGACUGGCGAGCCAUCAAGUUCUACUGCCACAAUCGCAUUCAGUUGCUGAAGAAAAACCAGCGGCGUGAAAGUGAUCCCCUGCCCCUCACUGUCUGCUGAAGGAAGUGGCUCGAGGGGGGGUGCAGCUAGUCAGAGCAGAUUCUCAAAUGGUCCCGUGCUGCCUGCCGAGAGGACGGUCCUAAAUUUCACUCUUCUGGUAGCUGUUUUUUUUUUUUUUUGACAUUGCUUCCAAUUUGACACCUGAUGGCAUUUUUAUUUUGAGCC
This is a messenger RNA of Perca flavescens (yellow perch), 3563 nucleotides long. RefSeq names its product serine/arginine repetitive matrix protein 1. The coding region runs from base 360 to 3398 and encodes 1012 amino acids. Gene Ontology annotation, molecular function: protein binding. The transcript is spliced from 9 exons. The record is from RefSeq and is a predicted model, not a curated record. NCBI's taxonomy places the organism in Eukaryota, Metazoa, Chordata, Actinopteri, Perciformes, Percidae.